Molecule: messenger RNA, 2639 nt
Organism: Pungitius pungitius (ninespine stickleback)
Lineage: Eukaryota; Metazoa; Chordata; Actinopteri; Perciformes; Gasterosteidae
Product: nucleus accumbens-associated protein 2-like
Exons: 8
Coding region: 278-2017 (579 amino acids)
Biological process (GO): regulation of transcription by RNA polymerase II
Molecular function (GO): DNA-binding transcription factor activity, RNA polymerase II-specific; protein binding; RNA polymerase II cis-regulatory region sequence-specific DNA binding
Source: RefSeq, a predicted model, not a curated record
CCCCCCCGCUCCUGUGUCACACCAGACGAUGCGUUGACUGAGCACAGGAGAAGAAGAAGCAAACCUCCGGCCGUCCAGCUGCUUAGAGGAGCAGAAGAGGAGGAAGAGGAGCAGAGGAGGUGUCUUCGUCCUGAUGAGCUCCACUUGUCCGCCUCCACACAUGAGACCUUUGACCUCUCCGUUUCCUAUACAACGACAUGCAUCUGAGGCGUUCUGAAGGUCACAUCUGUGGGAUCCCCGACACCUAAGUCUCCUCCUCCUCCAGAACGGCGCCGCCAUGCUGCGGGUGGAGAUCCCGGACUUUGGCAACGGCGUGCUGGGCAUCCUGAACGAGCAGCGGCUGCUGGGUCAGUACUGCGAUGUGUCCGUGCUGGUGCAGGGUCGGGCCUUCAAGGCUCACCGGGCCGUGCUGGCCGCAUCUUCGCUCUACUUCAGGGACCUGUUUGCCGCCGAGUCCUCCUCUUCCUCACCGGCGGUGUUUGAGCUGCCGUCCUCGGUGACGCCGGCGUGCUUCCAGCAAAUCCUGUCCUUCUGCUACACGGGGCGACUCAGUAUGGCCGCCAGCGAGCAGCUGGUCCUCAUGUACACCGCCGGGUACCUGCAGAUACAGAACAUCGUGGAGCGGGGCAUGGAGCUGAUGAUGAUGAAGGCCUCCUCCUCGCCCCUGUGCUGCGACUCACAGACGGCCUCGUCAGACGAGCUCGGGGGCUUCCAGCAGUCCCUCAGUCCCGAGGAGCUGCUACAGGCCGUACGCAGGAUCAAACGGGAGCCAGCCGACACGCCUCCUGCUGAGCAGAAUGGAGGAGGAGUGAGAGGAGGAACUAAGAGAGGAGAAGGAGAGGAGGCCAGAGGGGACCUCCCUUCGGACCUCCAGGCCACCAGGAACAGCGGCCUAUGCUACCUGGCCAGCGGGGGGCGCUCCAGCCCGGGAGGCUCCAGCUUCCCCGCGGACUCGCCUCCUUCUCUCCCCCCUACAGAGGAGGAGCUGGAAGAAGACUACUACGGGAACGGAGUCCAGUCCAGACUCCACCAACAAAUCUACGGACAUCCGGGAAACCCCUACAUCCAGGAGAAGAUGGAGGUGCUGUCCCUCCCGCUGACCAGCGACCGGCGCCCCUGCUUGCUGGUGGGUCGGGACAACAUGGCGCUCCCUGCCAGCCUGAUCAGUCAGAUCGGGUACCGGUGCCACCCGUCGCUCUACACUGAGGGAGACCCGGGGGAGAAGGUGGAGCUGGUGGCAGGUUCAGGUGUGUUCAUGACACGAGGUCAGCUGAUGAACUGUCACCUGUGUGCUGGAGUCAAGCACAAGGUUCUGCUCAGGAGACUGCUGGCAACCUUCUUCGACAGAAACACUCUGGCCAAUAGCUGUGGGACUGGGAUCCGCUCCUCCACCAAUGAUCCCAGCAGAAAACCUCUAGACAACCGAGUGUUAAACACUGUUAAACUCUAUUGUCAGAACUUUGCUCCUAACUUUAAGGAGAGUGAGAUGAAUGUCAUUGCAGCCGAUAUGUGCACCAACGCCCGAAGAGUCCGCAAGCGUUGGCUGCCCAAAAUCCAGUCUCUCCUCCCCGACAGCCUCCCCACCUCCUGCCACCCCCGCAGGGCUAAGAGGGGAGGAGGAGGAGGAGGUGCAGCGGUUCAGCCCAGCAGCCCCUUCGAAAUGGACCUGCGUCAACUUAGCGCCUCCUACCUGGAGGUGCCGCUGUACGGGGAGCGACGAGAGAGGGAGGCGGCGGGGGAUAGAGAGGGGGAGAAGGAGGCGCAGCCACUCCUGCCCCAUCUGCAGUUUGCCGGGUCCCGUGUCAGAGGCGGAGUUGAGGGUCAGGUGGAGGAGGUACUGGUGGGCGGCGAGGCCGAUGUGGGAGGGAGAAUACAAACUGAUCACCUCCUAGACCUCCACCUCUCCUCCUCAACUCCCCCCCACGCCUCCCCUCAGCCUGCAGAGACCGCCCCUCCUCCCAGGGGAUUGGCCGAGCCAGAGGAGAGAGGGGCGGAGCCCCUGGAAGACAGCCAAUAAGCUUUCUAUCGCAUCUGCCUACCUAUAUGUAAAUAACACAAUAGCUACCUACCUGAGACAGUCCUCAUAUCUACCUGUCUGUCUCUGCCUGGCGACCACCUGUCUGUCCGCCACUACCUGAGACAGUCCUCAUAUCUACCUGUCUGUCUCUGCCUGGCGACCCCCUGUCUGUCCGCGACUACCUGUCCAGCUGUCUACCUCUCUGCCGUCCCCUUUGCCGUCCUUUCUGUCUGACCUACCUCUGUCUGUCUGUCUGUUUCCUCCAUCUGUCUGUCUGCCCGGCUCAGCUGCAUGUUAAUAGCCUCCUACACAACAGGUGUUAAUGAUGAAGAUGGUGGUUUUGGUGUUGAUGAUGAAGAUGGUGGUUUUGGUGUUGAUGAUGAUGGUGGUGGUGAGGAGGAGGAUGACGAUGAUGAGGAUAAUGACAAUGGGGCUGGUGAUGAUGAUGAUGAGGAAGAGGAGGAAAGUGUUGAUGAUGAUGGUGAGAAUGAUGACGAUAAUGAGGGGGUCCUCGUGAGGAGGAUUAUGAUGAGGAAGAGGAUGAUGAUGCUGACGAUGAUGAUGAAGGGGAAGAUGAUAUGAUGUUCAAUCUGAUGAAGACAAUAAAGCUUCUUGAUAAUCA